Molecule: messenger RNA, 672 nt
Organism: Arctia plantaginis
Lineage: Eukaryota; Metazoa; Arthropoda; Insecta; Lepidoptera; Erebidae
Source: the annotation of a GenBank genome assembly
AUGAUCCUGCUCCUACUUUUGGCCGUGACAUUGUUAGCAAAUGCAAGCGCAGGUGUUACCAGGUUGAAGGCAGCACCUUCCUAUGUCCAAGCUCAUAGAGAGACUAAAAAUACGGUAGAAAUACUUGAAGAGAAUAUCUUGUCAAUGGAUGGGCACAUACCACCCCUAAACGACUCCAGGCGUUCUUAUGCAGAAAUCACCCAUGUUAUUUUCGAUAUUGCUAACUUAAUGGCGCGAAGUUGCGUUACCCUGGACUAUGACAAGAUAUAUCAGGAGGAAGUAAAUGAAGCACUGCCAGAAGCUUUAGCCAACCCACAGAAGGUAGUUGACACUGCAAAGAAAUUAGUAAAGACGUUACACGAUAAAACACAAACGAUGCAAAAAUUGAUACAUGACGUUACAAAAGUAGUACCUGACGAUAUAGUUGCCAAUGAAUUAAUCGAUGUUAUCGUAACUAAUGACCCAGUUAAAUAUAAGGUCGAGGCUAACUUGUUAUUAGUUGCUGGUGCAGCUGCAACGAAAUACAAUGAAAAGAAAAACGUAUUUCAUGACGUAGCAAAAACAAUGGAAUCAAAUAGAUACAUCAUAAAAGGGGCAAAGGAUCUGGAAACAAUUAUCUUAGCAGCUACUGACGCCCUUCGUCUGAUAUACCCGAACUAUGUAAAAUGCUAA